AUGGAAAUACCAGGCAAUAUCACAGAAUUUUUCAUGCUGGGACUCUCACAGAAUCCAGAGGUGCAGAGAAUUCUCUUUGUGGUUUUUUUGAUUUUCUAUGUGCUCACGGUUUGUGGCAAUGUGCUCAUUGUGGUCACCAUCACUUCCAACCCCACCCUGGCCUCCCCCAUGUAUUUUUUCUUGGCCAACUUGUCCUUUAUUGACACAUGCUAUUCUUCCUCUAUGACCCCUAAACUUAUUGUUGACUCCUUAUAUGAGGGGAGAGCCAUCUCUUAUGAAGGCUGCAUGACUCAGCUCUUUGGAGCCCAUUUUUGGGGAGGCAUUGAAAUCAUCCUGCUGACAGUGAUGGCCUAUGACCGCUACGUGGCCAUCUGCAGGCCCCUGCACUACACGACCGUCAUGACCAGGCAUCUCUGUGCCCUGCUGGUGGGGGUGGCUUGGCUGGGGGGCUUCCUGCAUUCACUGGUUCAGCUCCUCCUCAUCCUUCAGUUGCCCUUCUGUGGGCCCAAUGUGAUCAAUCACUUCGUCUGUGACUUGUACCCUUUGCUGGAACUCGCCUGCACCAACACUUAUGUCAUUGGUCUGCUGGUGGUCGCCAACAGUGGUGUGAUCUGCCUGUUGAACUUCUUCAUGCUGGCUGCCUCCUACAUCGUCAUCCUGCGCACCCUGAGGUCCCACAGUGCAGAGGGGAGACGCAAAGCCCUCUCCACCUGUGGGGCCCACUUCACCGUUGUUGCCUUGUUCUUUGUGCCCUGUAUAUUUACUUAUAUGCAUCCAUCAUCUACUUUAUCUAUAGACAAAAACAUGGCAGUAUUUUAUGGUAUUCUGACACCCAUGUUGAAUCCAUUCAUUUACACUCUGAGAAAUAAAGAGGUAAAAAAUGCCAUGAGAAAGCUCUUCACACAAUAA
Messenger RNA from Choloepus didactylus (southern two-toed sloth), 909 nucleotides. Its product is annotated as olfactory receptor 4C3. The record is from RefSeq and is a predicted model, not a curated record. Gene Ontology annotation, biological process: G protein-coupled receptor signaling pathway. Lineage: Eukaryota; Metazoa; Chordata; Mammalia; Pilosa; Megalonychidae. The coding region runs from base 1 to 909 and encodes 302 amino acids. Gene Ontology annotation, cellular component: membrane. The transcript has a single exon. Gene Ontology annotation, molecular function: G protein-coupled receptor activity; olfactory receptor activity.